This is a messenger RNA of Ochotona princeps (American pika), 532 nucleotides long. Its product is annotated as cytochrome c oxidase subunit 6B1. Gene Ontology annotation, cellular component: respiratory chain complex IV; mitochondrion; mitochondrial inner membrane. NCBI's taxonomy places the organism in Eukaryota, Metazoa, Chordata, Mammalia, Lagomorpha, Ochotonidae. The coding region runs from base 139 to 399 and encodes 86 amino acids. The transcript is spliced from 4 exons. The record is from RefSeq and is a predicted model, not a curated record.
AGACUCCUCCCCUCGUCUCUCCUCCUCGUCGUCCAGCUUCCGCCCGUCUGAAUUCCGCUUCCUGUCUGACAUUGGCGUCUCUGCUGAGGGUCACAUUGAGCUUGGAGGCGCUUCGGGGGCGUCGUGAGUCUCAGCAUCAUGGCCGAAGACAUCAAGACCAAAAUCAAGAACUACAAGACCGCUCCUUUUGACAGCCGCUUCCCCAACCAGAACCAGACCAGGAACUGCUGGCAGAACUACCUGGACUUCCACCGCUGCGAGAAGGCGAUGACAGCAAAAGGGGGUGACGUCUCUGUUUGCGAGUGGUACCGGCGCGUGUACAAAUCCCUCUGCCCCAUCUCCUGGAUCUCCACCUGGGACGAUCGCCGUGCAGAAGGCACCUUUCCUGGCAAGAUCUGAACUGGCUCCACCCACUUCAACUGCUCCGUCCCUCUUCCCCAGGUGGUCAAGGGCGACCCGCGGACACUGACCCCUGCCCUGGGACCCUGAAUCAUGACUGAACCAUAAUAAACAAAAUCUCGUUGGAAACGUG